Molecule: messenger RNA, 672 nt
Organism: Suncus etruscus (white-toothed pygmy shrew)
Lineage: Eukaryota; Metazoa; Chordata; Mammalia; Eulipotyphla; Soricidae
Gene: POMC
Product: proopiomelanocortin
Exons: 2
Coding region: 1-672 (223 amino acids)
Cellular component (GO): extracellular region
Molecular function (GO): hormone activity
Source: RefSeq, a predicted model, not a curated record
AUGCCGAGACAGUGCCGUGGCCGCCCAGGGGCCCUGCUGCUGGCCUUGCUGCUGCAUGCCACUGUGGAAGUACGUGGCUCAUGCCUGGAGAGCAACCGGUGCCAAGAUCUCACCACAGAAAAGGACCUGGUGGACUGUUUCCGUGCCUGCCAACCCUUCCUAAUGGAAGGAUCCCCUGAGUUCCCUGGCUACUACGGCAACGAGGAGCCACUGGCCCUGAAGCAGCAGCAGCAGGAGGAAGAGGAGGAAAACGAGGCAGCCAGGGCAGGUCUGGGCUUGAAGCAGAACAAGCGCUCCUACUCCAUGGAGCACUUUCGCUGGGGCAAGCCGGUGGGCAAGAAAAGGCGGCCGAUAAAGAUCACUCCCACUGUCCCUGAAGACCAGCCGACUGAGACCCUCCCGCCUGUGUUGAAGAGGGACCUGGUGGGGGAUAAACCCGGGCUGACCUUCCGCCCCGACUCAGCAGAAGAGAUCGUGGAGGCUCCUGACCUGGCACUCCCGGAGGCAGCCAAGAAAGAUGGGGUGCCUUACAGGAUGGAGCACUUCCGUUGGGGCUCUCCGCCCAAAGACAAGCGCUAUGGUGGCUUCAUGGGCUCCGAGAAGAGCCAGAUGCCCCUGGUGACGCUGUUCAGAAAUGCCAUCAUCAAGAAUGCGCACAAGAAGGGCCAGUGA